GUUGAAGGGGCAACAAUCGAUAGCUAGCCACCAGUACCCUGUCUCAAAUUAUCUCACCCGCAAGCUUACCUCGACCUUCGCAAAGGGAACACAGCGGUGCGCGCGCAGUCCUGAUCAUCACUUGGGACAGCAUAUCCGAAAUCCAUACACUCAAGGCGACCCGUCCCCGACACAUGUCGAAACCGCAAUUUGAUCGCGCCGACGCGAGCGCGCUCCUCGACGACCGUGGAUACCGUGGCGCCCUCAUCCGUGGCCAGAACCCGGCACUUCUUUUCGAAAAGGGUGUGCGCGAGCGCAUCACAGAGUCAUACUAUUGGAAGGAACAAUGUUUCGGUCUGAACGCUGCAACACUAUGCGAUCGCGCCGCAGAACUCAAGUUCAUCGGUGGCACCACGGGCAUCACAGGCAAACCAACGCCAUUCCUGUGCCUGGCCUUCAAAAUGCUCCAGCUGGUCCCAGAUAAGGAAAUUGUUCUCGAGUACCUCAACUUUCGCGACGAUGAGGAUGACGAAGAUGACAAAGAUGACAAAGCCGAGGUCAAGAGAGAGAAUGGCGAUACGGCAGCCGACGACGACGACGACUCUGCCAAGAAGGAGCUUGACUUGAAUGCAGCGGGUAAGCUUGGCUGCUUCAAGUAUCUCCGCUGCCUCGCUGCCUUUUACAUCCGCCUUGCCUGGGAGCCCGUCGAAAUCUACAAGACACUAGAGCCUCUGCUCACGGACUAUCGCAAGAUCAAGCGCCGCCUCAAAGACACAUUUACCCUCACCCACGUCGAUCAGUUCAUUGACGAUCUCCUCACAAAAGACCGCAUCUGUGCGACGAGCCUGUGGAAGUUGCCUUCGAGGGCAAUUCUCGAGGAUUUGGAUAUGUUAGACCCAAGAGAAAGUCCGCUGGGAGAUGAGGUGGAUGAGUUAGAUGAGGACAUGGACAGGAGGAGUGUAGGAAGUGAAGAAAGUUAUAGGAGUCGAAGCUAUGACAGCCGAAGCAGGAGUAGAAGUAGGGGCCAUGAGAGUCGGAGUCGUAGCCGCAGUCGAAGCAGAAGCUAUGAUAAUCGGGACCGAGGCAGGAGUCGUAGUCGCAGCCCGGGAGAGCAAAGCAUACGAAGUCGAUCAAGACGUAGCACUCGAAGCCGGAGCUCCAGUCGCAACCAACGUCACAGCAAUGAUGAAUGACAAGGGACUUCCCGGCCUGCGGACCCCUUGCGUUUACCAAGUCAGAAUUGAACCUACGCUAUAUACCCACCAGUCUCAAUCUACAUACAAACCUUAUUGCAGAUCAUAUCUUACAUAUCAUUUGCAAAACCACAACCAGUCAUAUGCAUGCAUCUACCAUACUAAUUUGUCGACUACUUAUGCC
This is a messenger RNA of Bipolaris sorokiniana ND90Pr, 1356 nucleotides long. RefSeq lists its product as uncharacterized. Gene Ontology annotation, cellular component: precatalytic spliceosome. The transcript has a single exon. The coding region runs from base 174 to 1172 and encodes 332 amino acids. NCBI's taxonomy places the organism in Eukaryota, Fungi, Ascomycota, Dothideomycetes, Pleosporales, Pleosporaceae. The record is from RefSeq and is a predicted model, not a curated record.